ACCAAUGACACACUUACCAUGCAGCUGUCAAGUCGAUCAAGCCUCCUCGGCCGAGUUAAAGUUAUACAAGCUUUGGCGAUGGUGUCUCAAACGCAAACCAUGCUAGAUCCGGAGCGACAAUUUCAGAGGCAAUCAAUGCUUCUUGGAUAGGUACAUGCUGCUUUCUCGACCAGUACACUUUCUGCAACGAAGCCUACGAAUUUAGCCAUGGAACUAGAGAUACGUCUUUCCUAUCCUUAUAGACGCAUGCAUAUUGCAUGGCGUCAAAUGGUAGGACUAAAAGUCAGUGAUGGCGGGACAAGCUGGUAUGCAGAGGUUCCCGUCCCGCGUUCAGAUCCCCAUCACUCAAGCUUGACAUCAUAUCUCAUCACUAUUAAACGCUACCUCACUGCCCACCAUGCUUCUCAGUACCUUCCUCCUCGCCAUCACGGCUUGCACCUCUUCCGCAUAUGCAGCCCAAGUAGCAUACGCUCAGUGUGGCGGUCAAGGCUUCACAGGUGACAAGACUUGCGUCUCCGGCUACACCUGCGUAGCAAGCAACAACUACUACUCGCAAUGUCUACCUUCCGCCAACACCGCCCGUGUGUCCACCUCCAAAACCUCUGUCGCACCUGUCUCGACAUCAAAGGCUGCAGGUAGCGGUGGCAGCGGCAGUGGUACAACCUACAAAGCCUCGUUUACCCAAUACGGCAGCGGCGAUACCUUUGGCAGUGGCAAUUGCAACACCAAGACCACCGCUUGUGGUUUUUAUACCAGUGUAAGCUUUUUUAGCUCUUUCC
This is a messenger RNA of Aureobasidium subglaciale EXF-2481, 779 nucleotides long. RefSeq names its product carbohydrate-binding module family 1 protein. Lineage: Eukaryota; Fungi; Ascomycota; Dothideomycetes; Dothideales; Saccotheciaceae. The annotation marks the transcript as partial. The record is from RefSeq and is a predicted model, not a curated record. Gene Ontology annotation, biological process: carbohydrate metabolic process. Gene Ontology annotation, cellular component: extracellular region. The transcript has 2 exons. Gene Ontology annotation, molecular function: cellulose binding.